GUCGCCACUGCCGCCGCCAUGAACAGCGUAGGGGAGGGCUGCACCGACAUGAAGCGCGAGUAUGACCAGUGCUUCAAUCGCUGGUUCGCCGAGAAGUUCCUCAAGGGGGACAGCUCCGGCGACCCGUGCACCGACCUCUUCAAGCGCUACCAGCAGUGUGUUCAGAAAGCAAUAAAGGAGAAGGAGAUUCCUAUUGAAGGACUGGAGUUCAUGGGUCGUGGCAAAGAAAAGCCUGAAAGCUCUUCUUGACCUUGAAAGUCACCUUGAAAAUGGACUCCUCAAAGAAGGAAAUUGAGCACUCUGGAUUUUGUGAAGGCUGUGAAGAUGGCCAUCGAUUUAAUGAGUUUAGGAAGGAGUUAUUUUAUUUCCUCCUCGAUUUUUUUUUCCUCUCACUUGUAAAAGAUGAUGAACCCUCACUCUGCUUUGGGAUGAUUUCUCAUUUGCUCUGGCAUCUUGCAGGAACUCAAUGUGCUAAAACUGAAUUUCUUGGGAUUAUGGUUGCAAUACUUCAUCUGGGAUCAGCUUUAAAUAUUCCUAUUAUAUAAAUAAUGAUAAACAUGUCAGGAUGAUCAGGAUUGCCUGACCUCGAGUUAUGCUGCCAAGAACAUUAGGUACACUGUACUGGGGUCACUGCUCAUGACAGCAAUUGGUUAUGGAACCUCUGUUUUCUCUCAGGGAGCUAAUGCUCUGAAAAGGGAUCCCAGCACAACAGUUUUUUUCAACGCUUGGGAGCAGUUUUAUUUUUAUAUUGUAACUUAACUGUUAAGCUUGCUGGUGGUCUCAGUAAGCCAAAAGGAGGCUUUUAACAGACAGUUCCUUGCCUUAACAAGAGGUGUCAGAUUUCGGAUUAAGAUGUGAAAACUUCAACAAUGUUAGACUGAACACCAUUAUAGAGCUCAUAGUAUAGUUCAAUAAUUAAGUUUCUUGGAGUAUAUACUAUGGAGGAAGAUCCUAAAUUGCAAAGAUUUGCUGUUGCUAGCUUUCAACCCAAGUCAGUGAAUUAAAUGAACCUUUAUAUCAUCAAAAUGCUGUAUCUGGUAAAAUGGGAGAAAAGAGUUUGAUAUUUGCCUUGUUUACUCACCCUGCCCUGUAAUGUCUGUAAUCAUGAAGAUGGAAUAAACUGUAACAUUUAGUUUCUAUCACUA
Messenger RNA from Hipposideros armiger (great roundleaf bat), 1145 nucleotides. RefSeq names its product TP53 regulated inhibitor of apoptosis 1 (gene TRIAP1). The record is from RefSeq and is a predicted model, not a curated record. Bases 19 to 249 code for a protein of 76 amino acids. The transcript has 2 exons. Gene Ontology annotation, biological process: phospholipid translocation. NCBI's taxonomy places the organism in Eukaryota, Metazoa, Chordata, Mammalia, Chiroptera, Hipposideridae. Gene Ontology annotation, molecular function: phosphatidic acid transfer activity. Gene Ontology annotation, cellular component: cytosol; mitochondrial intermembrane space; nucleus.